CCGCCUCCUCUCCCCUCCCGCGCGCCUCCUCUCCCCUCCCCUCCCGCCUCCUCUCCUCCCACCCACAUCGCCGCCGCCGCCACCCACCGCCUCGAACCGCGCCGGAGCAGCAGCAGCAGGCCAAGGCGGCGCAGCAGCAGGCCUUGGGCGACGAGCAGCAGCGGAGGGAGGACGAGGAGCACGACGGCGGUGGCGGCGGGGAGCGGCAGCAGCAGGCCAAGGCGGCGCUGCCCUUCUCCGCCAUGUGCGUGCGGAUCUCCCGCGACUCCUACCCCAACCUCCACGCCCUCCACAACGCCUCCAACGACAGCCUCACUGACGCUGCCUACGUCAAGAUCUCCGAGGGCGACUUUGGAUACGUCCUCGACGACGUGCCCCACCUCCCCGACUACCUCCCCACUUACCCGAACCCAUUACAAGACCAACCAGCAUAUUCAACUUCAAGCAAUAUUUUGUCAAUGAAGAUGACACCGUACCACAAAAGGUUGUUGUUCAAAAGAAUAGCCGCCGGGGGUUCACUUCCGUCGUGCUGGACCCCGUCAGAGGGUUAAUUUUGAGUCAGAUGAAGUGAAAUCAUGCAUUAUAAAUUGUGGAGGCCUUUGCCCUGGGCUCAACACUGUUAUCAGGGAGCUGGUGUAUGGCUUGGCGCACAUGUACAAUGUCAACAACAUCUAUGGAAUACUGGUUAAUUAAUCCUACAUUUCAGUACCAACCAACAUAUGUUCCUUCUUGAGCUCUCAACCCUGGGGUACACCUCCCGGUCAAGGCGCACCUCUUGUCUCACCGAUGAUGCAGCCUGGGCAUCACUCGCUCUCAGCUAGCUAUGUAAGUACUGCAGGGACUCUGCUGCAUUUCAAUCACUUGAUGUUUCUCUACCAUGGAGUAGAGUUUAAGACCGCUCCGCAUGAUUUGAUGAUAUUCCUUUUUGAGCAUCGGCUCUGGUGCAUUCUUACUCACCACCGGGUACUUUGAAGCUAAUAAUGUUCCAGAUUGGUGGCAUUCUGUUUCAAAGCAUGCUGGUUCGGUUUUGCAGCAGUUUUGACUUAAAUAGUGGUUCGGUUUUGCCUUCAAUAGUGGUUCUGCAACUAAUUAUUUGUUGAUCUAUUGGUUUGA
Messenger RNA from Triticum dicoccoides, 1113 nucleotides. RefSeq lists its product as uncharacterized. The record is from RefSeq and is a predicted model, not a curated record. Bases 243 to 551 code for a protein of 102 amino acids. The transcript has 6 exons. Lineage: Eukaryota; Viridiplantae; Streptophyta; Magnoliopsida; Poales; Poaceae.